Gymnodraco acuticeps is the source of this 729-nucleotide messenger RNA. It is a transcript of the gene tnni1c, whose product is annotated as troponin I, skeletal, slow c. Gene Ontology annotation, biological process: muscle contraction. Bases 1 to 600 code for a protein of 199 amino acids. Lineage: Eukaryota; Metazoa; Chordata; Actinopteri; Perciformes; Bathydraconidae. The transcript is spliced from 7 exons. Gene Ontology annotation, cellular component: troponin complex. The record is from RefSeq and is a predicted model, not a curated record.
AUGCCAGAGCAGACUGACACCAUCAAGUACAUGCCACCCCCGAUUGCCCCGAAGGGAGAGCCAAAGCCCAAAAGCAAGAUUUCAGCCUCCCGCAGGCUAUCGUUGAAGAUCCUGUUACUGACUCGUGCAUCAGAACAACUGGAGGCAGAGAAAGAAGCGAGAGAGGAAAAUAAGGUCCAGUACCUGGGAGAGAAUCUCCCACCGCUCCAGCUCUCCGGUUUGCAAUCGGAGGAAAUUCAGAAAAUCUGUAAGCAGCUUCAUGAAAAGAUUGAUAAGGUGGACGAGGAUCGGUACGACUGUGAGGCCAAAGUCAUCAAGAACAACAGAGAUAUCCACGAAUUGAAUCUAAAGGUGCGUGACCUCGGAGGGAAGUUCAAGAAGCCAGCUCUGAGAAAAGUGAGAGUGUCUGCUGACGAGAUGCUAAAGGCUCUCUUCGGAUCCAAAAACAAGGGCUCCAUGGACCUGAGGGCAAACCUCAAGUCUGUAAAGAAAGAGGACAUCAAACAGGAGAAGGAGCUGAACAACGAGGUGGGUGACUGGCGUAAAAACGUGGAGGCCAUGUCUGAUAUGAAGGGCAGGAAGAAGAUGUUUGAUGCAUGAGAAAAAGUAAACGGAGUGAAAUUGUUACAAUAAAUAAAUAUUUAUACAUAAUGUUAAAAAAAAUUGCUGCUGCUGUUUGUUCAAAAGUAUGACUUUCAUGUGCGUGUAGUUUUUAAUAUAUUCUCAAGU